AUGUGGCGCUACCGGGGGCCCCUAAACGGCGAAAAAAUCCUACCGAAGCCGGAGCUGGUGAAAUCGGCGUAUAUGCUUGUGUCCAAUCGGAACCUCAUCGUCUACGAAAAAAGCAAGGAUGAGUUCAGCGUAAUUUCCGUUGACUCUUUUGUGGCAGAUCGCAGCGAGCAUGAAUAUGUACCUAAAUAUCGCAGCCGGAAAAUAGUCGACAUGCAUUUUUGCAAGGAUCGGCGUGAGCUUUUGGUGUUGAUGGAGAAUGCGCACAUCGUGUGUUUUCAAUGGGUGACCGGGAAAGACCAAUUCAAGCUACAUGAAAUACGGCGGAUGAGUCUUCCCGGGAUGCAAAUAGCCCGAUCUUUACAUUUGAACCGGCAGAACGGGCUCGAUGAUCCUAUCGUCUUCGGCUUUCGGAUGCGUAGCGAUAAUGCACGAUUCAAUCGAUUUGCCCUUACUCCGGUGGCCUACGAUAUUACGUCAAAAUCACUUGUGAUGGAAUGGGGCCAGGACGCAACCUACAUGCUGGACUUGCCGCGCGACCAUUAUUCCGUGGACAUCAGCGAUUCGGUGGGGAUUCUCAUCGAUUUUGAGGAGCCGACGGCAACGAAAGGACUUCGCAUCCACCUGGGAAAGGAGCACGUUGGUUGCGUGCUGCCACCCCUCAUCCCACACGACAUUCGCAAAAUGGUGGCCGCCCCGGUUGAUGAGCUGGGGUUGAGUUUGAUUGCGGCCAUCGGCCAAGGCGUCACUUUAAUGAUCUACCAACCGGAAACAGAGACUCUGAUUAAGGUCAACGAACACUUCCCGCGAGAUCAUUGCACUGAUGUGGGAUUCGGUAAGGUCAACAAGGUCAAGAUCAAGAAGGUCGUCUGCCUACGCGUAUUGUUAUUCGUGGCCACGGACAGCGAGAUUGAAGUGUUGCAGUUCAUCGUGAAAGGCGAUUCGGAAUGUUGGAGCCAUCGGUUGAGGGAGACUAUUCGGCCGGAAGCACCGAUCGAGCACCGAUUCGACUUCUGGGUGGGAUCGCGAGUACGGCAGAUUUACAUCCCCGAUCGGGAUGGUCCCGAGGACGAGUGCGUAUUAUACUUUAUUUUGGAUGCGACGCCUGAUAGCACGACGAUAAAAGUUGGGAUGGUAAUCUUCCGCUCCGAGUCGAUUACCACGUUGCCGAAAUCGCAACCGUUCCUAGUGGCCACCUGUAAAGACAUCUUUAUGCCGUACCAGCAAUUCAAGAUGACGUCAAAAACAACGACCUCUGGCAUUCCUAGUCUUGACAUUUACUACCGACCCUUCGGCGCCUCGAACCAGUCGAAAUUCAAAAUGGCCACCUGGGUCCUAAAAUCACCGGAAAUUGUCUUCAACAAGGAGGUGGAAGCGUUUGAAUCGUUCGAAUACGACUCGAAACUGCUCUCGGUUAAGCGCCAAGGCGAUCAUUUUAUGUUCAAUUCAAGGCAGGUGGACAGCACGACUAAGGAUUUGAAUAAACCGGCUAAGGGCCCCACCUACUUCCUUCACAAAGAUGCCGAAACAUACGGCUGGCUAGCUGCUAAAAAGUACAACGGUCAACCGAAUUUCUUCGUUGAUCAGCAGCUAACGGCGCGGGCCAAAAGAUAUGGGCUCAGGAAAUGGCUACCAAUUUUGAGGAACCAUGCGCUGGUGUAUGGCGAUCGAUAUUUUCAAAUCCCCUGCCGCAUCAAGUACACGAAGCCGUUGGCGGUGCGCCGGCUGCGCUGCACGCGGACGCGCGCCUCCCGCAACUGGUCGCGCCUCUUCUCGCGCAACGCGGGCGAAUCGUCCAGCUACGAGGAGGUGUGCGACCUGACGACGAGCCACACA
Molecule: messenger RNA, 1833 nt
Organism: Mesorhabditis spiculigera
Lineage: Eukaryota; Metazoa; Nematoda; Chromadorea; Rhabditida; Rhabditidae
Source: the annotation of a GenBank genome assembly